This is a messenger RNA of Cylicocyclus nassatus, 264 nucleotides long. The record is from the annotation of a GenBank genome assembly. Lineage: Eukaryota; Metazoa; Nematoda; Chromadorea; Rhabditida; Strongylidae.
AUGAUCCGCGAACCAUUGCUCGCCACGGCAUUUUUCUUUGCACUCUUUACCGUUGUAAUUAUCUAUGUGCGGUUCGAUUUCACAAUCGUUGCGGAUCCGGCACGUGAAGCACGCGAACGUAUCUUGGGAAAGGGAGCAGAUGAGGAGCGCAAUUUACGACGAGCAUCUCUAGCACUGGCUCAUCAAAAUAACAAAUUCAAUCUUGGCGCUGUUCCCGAUGACAUCAGUGGAGAAAAUUCGUUCUUCAUAUAUGCAAGCAAAUAA